Messenger RNA from Clavispora lusitaniae ATCC 42720, 1953 nucleotides. RefSeq names its product putative electron-transferring-flavoprotein dehydrogenase (gene CIR2). Lineage: Eukaryota; Fungi; Ascomycota; Pichiomycetes; Serinales; Metschnikowiaceae. Gene Ontology annotation, biological process: electron transport chain. Gene Ontology annotation, molecular function: iron-sulfur cluster binding; electron-transferring-flavoprotein dehydrogenase activity. Gene Ontology annotation, cellular component: mitochondrial inner membrane. The record is from RefSeq and is a predicted model, not a curated record.
AUGAUUCGGCACACUUCGAGGUCUUUUCGCCUUCCCGGUUUACGCCGGGCAUGGUCCGGUCGCAACCUUUGGCCCAACCAUCUGGCAACAUCUUCUACAAGAUCAGCGCCACGAGUUGCCUAUAGAAACUUUUCGGUAGCUCUGCGGCAGCAUAUGAGACCGACACCUUCUUUCCGCAAAGAAAUUCCUUUCUCACAGCUUCUGGAGGAAGACCGCUCGCUUUUGACGGAAGAGAGAGCAGCAGAUAAUGUGGAUGUCUGUAUCAUUGGAGGAGGCCCUGCGGGAUUAGCCACAGCAAUCAAGUUGAAGCAAUUGGACAAUGAGGAAGGCAACGGUGAUUUGCGGGUUGUGGUGUUGGAAAAAGCACCAGACUUUGGAUCGCAUAUUGUCAGUGGAGCUGUUCUUGAGCCGCGGGCAUUGAAAGAGCUUUUUCCCGACUCUGAGUUUUUGAACGAAGAUGGAUCGGGAAUUCCUCUUCCGCCAGACUUGGUCACUCUUGUCGAACAUGAUGACAUGAAGUAUUUGACCAGUGAGUAUGCAUUUUCUUUGCCAGAACCUCCGCAAAUGAAGAACCACGGAAAAAAUUAUAUUGCGUCUCUCAGCUCGGUGGUACAGUACUUGGCCGAACAAGCGACAGACUUGGGUGUUGAAACAUACCCUGGUGUUUCUGUCAGCGAACUUGUGUACGGAGCUAACGGUGCUGUGAAAGGCGUGGCUACUAGAGACGUUGGAAUCGGGAAAAAUGGAGCUCCCAAAUCUUCUUUUGAAAGGGGAAUGGAGUUCCAUGCGAGAAUCACAGUUUUGGCAGAAGGAUGCCAUGGCUCGCUCACGAAGAGUGCUGUUGCCAAGUUCGAUUUGCGCCAAUCCUCUGAUCCGCAGACGUAUGGACUUGGAAUCAAAGAAGUAUGGCGUGUUCGUGACGAAAAUUUCGAGCGUGGCUUUGUAGGCCACACCAUGGGAUAUCCAUUGUCUGCUGGUGUGUAUGGCGGAGGAUUCCAGUAUCAUUUUGGGGACGGCUUGGUUGCUGUGGGCUUGGUGGUUGGUUUGGACUACGCUAAUCCAUACAUUUCUCCCUACCAGGAAUUCCAGAAAAUGAAAACACAUCCAUACUACUCGAAUGUUUUGGAAGGUGGGGAAUGCGUUUCAUAUGCCGCUCGUGCACUUAACGAGGGCGGGUAUCAAUCAAUUCCUAAACUUCAUUUCCCAGGCGGGCUUCUUGUCGGUUGCUCUGCUGGUUUUAUGAAUGUGCCAAAAAUUAAGGGUACGCAUACGGCCAUGAAGUCUGGUAUUGUCGCAGCUGAGUCUAUUUUUGAUGCUAUCAAGGAGUUGGAUGCCGUGGACGAAGAAACUGAUAUGGAGGAAAAUGUUUUCGACUUGGCGCAGUAUGAAGAAGCAUUCAAGCAAUCUUGGGCAUACGAAGAGCUUUACGAAGUCAGAAACGUCCGUCCCGCCUUUAAUUUGGCUGGUGGUCCGUUGGGAUUUUUGACUGGUCUUGCACACUCUGGAUUGACUACUAUGAUUACUCGUGGUUCCGAACCAUGGACAUUGUCUCAUUCGCACGGUGAUGCUGAAGCGACCAGAAAUGCCAAAGACUUUUCCCCAAUCGAGUACCCUAAGCCAGACGGAAAGCUUACAUUCGAUAUUUUGACUUCGGUUUCUCGUACCGGAACGUACCAUCAAGACGAUGAGCCAUGUCACUUGCGUAUUCCAAACCAGGACCAUAGAAAACAUGCCGAACUUUCAUGGCCACGCUAUAAAGGAAUUGAACAGAGAUUCUGUCCUGCUGGAGUGUACGAAUACGUGGAAGACGAGAAUGAGCCUUUGGGAGUGAAGUUCAACAUUAACAGCCAAAACUGCAUUCACUGUAAGACUUGUGAUAUUAAGGUCCCUGACCAAGACAUUAAUUGGACUGUACCCGAGGGAGGCGAUGGGCCAAAAUACUACAUGACAUAG